Asparagus officinalis (garden asparagus) is the source of this 654-nucleotide messenger RNA. RefSeq names its product cytochrome P450 94A1-like. The annotation marks the transcript as partial. The transcript has a single exon. Gene Ontology annotation, molecular function: monooxygenase activity; iron ion binding; heme binding. NCBI's taxonomy places the organism in Eukaryota, Viridiplantae, Streptophyta, Magnoliopsida, Asparagales, Asparagaceae. The record is from RefSeq and is a predicted model, not a curated record.
ACCUUCGUCAUCGCAAACGUUCGGUUCGAGGUUCUUAAUCGUCUCCUCCCCUUCCUCUCCUCCGCUGCCGCUCGGCGAACCUCCUUCGACCUGCAAGAGCUCCUCGAGCGAUUCGCCUUCGACAAUGUUUGCAAGGUUGUGUUCAACGAGGACACAGCUCAGCUCGGUGAUGACAAUGAGCACAGCGAAGGCAGAAGAUUUUACAGGGCCUUCGACCAAGCCUGCAACAUCUGCGUCGAGAGGUUCAAAGCCGUUGUGCCCAUCUCCUGGAAACUCAGACGAAUGUUCGGUCUCGGAUUGGAGGGGCAACUCAAGGAAAACAUCAAAAUCGUUGACGAGUACGCAAUGAGAGUGGUGAAAUCAAGAAGACAGGCGGCCCUCGGCGACGACCUCCUCUCACGGUUCAUAGCCGAAAAAGAAGAGAACUACUCUGACCAGUUCCUCCGCGACAUCAUCGUCAGCUUUGUUCUGGCCGGGCGCGACACCACGUCGGCCACCCUCACCUGGUUCUUCUGGCUGAUAUCGACGCGGCCCGUAGUUAGCAGCAAAAUAAAGAACGAGAUCCAUCGUGUCAGAGCGAGCUCGGGGACAACUGGCAUCUUCACGCUGGAGCAGGUUAGGGAGAUGAACUACCUGCACGCAGCGUUAUCUGAG